Messenger RNA from Exaiptasia diaphana, 678 nucleotides. Its product is annotated as melatonin receptor type 1A-like. Gene Ontology annotation, biological process: G protein-coupled receptor signaling pathway. Gene Ontology annotation, cellular component: membrane. The coding region runs from base 46 to 678 and encodes 210 amino acids. The transcript has a single exon. Gene Ontology annotation, molecular function: G protein-coupled receptor activity. NCBI's taxonomy places the organism in Eukaryota, Metazoa, Cnidaria, Anthozoa, Actiniaria, Aiptasiidae. The record is from RefSeq and is a predicted model, not a curated record.
GCAGCACUUACUUUURCUUGUGCCUCGGUGUUGAACCUAACCCUCAUGGCGCUUAAUCGGUAUUUCAGAGUAGUCAAGACCACAAAAUACCGAUUUCAUUUUACCACUUUUUUUACUGUCUGGUAUAUAGUUUYUGUWUGGGUYRUUUCSUUAAUUGGUUCGUUUUUUUUUUUUCCAACGGGACAYAAAUACAUUUUCCAUCCAGGAAAGUACUUUUGCUACUUGAAUAUCGAUGAUCAUCUUUUCUUGACGUUAGUAGUGACAUUUUACAUUGCUCUGCCCUGCUUAAUCAUAGCGUGCUGUUAUUAUCAAGUGUAUUUGGUCAUAAGAAGGCACAACCAGUCUAUUUUUUUUAACCGAGAAGAUUAUUCGCAGGGMCUUAGCGUCCAAGAAAUAAACAUCACAAAUUUUUUUUUCUUGAUCGUCGUCAUGUUUAUCAUGUGUUGGAUGCCUGUUUUUGCAAUGGAUUUUUUUGAUGUGAUCAGACGAAGAUGGUCUCUUCCAAGACAAGCCUAUGUUGCUUAUAGUUUUUUUGCAGCUACAAGUAGUGCCAUUAACCCUGUUUUGUAUGGAAUCAUGAACCCUAAUUUUUUUAAAGAGUAUUUGAAGACACUAUAUUGCGCCACGAGAUCCGAAACACCGAGAACUUUUUUUAUAAAACCUAAUACUACCUUGUGA